CUAGAAGAAAACCGCAUUGCUGUGUAGCUUUUGGGGGAAGGUGAAGCUGGAACAAGGGGCGGGGUCUAAGUGUGUGUGUGGCUGACCUGCCUCGUGCAGCUCAGGAGAAGAGAUUCACUAGACUGGGGCACCUCUUUUGGAGGUUCGGACUGGCUGAGGUCUGCGACUAUGAAGGUCAAAGUCAUCCCGGUACUUGAAGACAACUACAUGUACCUGAUCAUUGAGGAGCACACACGGGAGGCAGUGGCUGUGGACGUGGCUGUGCCCAAGAGGCUGCUGGAGAUUACAGCCCGCGAGGAAGUGUCUCUGACCACGGUGCUGACCACCCAUCACCACUGGGACCACACGCGUGGAAAUGCGGAGCUGGCGCACCUGCGGCCAGGACUGGAGGUCAUGGGAGCUGAUGAGCGCAUCUGCGCACUAACCCGCAGGCUGUCACAUGGGGAGGAGCUUCGGUUUGGGGCCAUCCACGUGCGAUGCCUCUUGACGCCGGGCCACACCACUGGCCACAUGAGCUACUUCCUGUGGGAGGAUGAAUGCCCGGACCCACCAGCCCUCUUCUCUGGUACCUUGCAACCUGGAUUCAUCCACUUAUGCAAUUCCACUGUGCCCUCCCUACCCCCUUCUGACCCUUUUUCCUCUCUAGGGGAUGCUCUGUCAGUGGCAGGCUGUGGCUGGCAUCUGGAGGACACUGCCCAGCAGAUGUACCAGAGCUUGGCCAAGAUCCUGGGUACCCUGCCACCCCAGACGAAGGUGUUCUGUGGUCACGAGCAUACACUGAGCAAUCUUGAGUUUGCACAGAAAGUGGAGCCCUGCAACAACCAUGUGCAAGCUAAGCUGUCCUGGGCCCAGAAGAGGGAUGACGAUGAUAUACCUACUGUGCCCUCUACACUGGGCGAGGAGCUGUUGUACAACCCUUUCUUGAGGGUGACAGAGGAUCCAGUUCGUGAGUUCACAGGCCAAGUGGCACCUGCCCAGGUCCUGGAGGUACUCUGCAGGGAGCGAGCACGCUUCCAGCUUGCUUUGGAGCCACUGCAGCCCCAGGUCCGGGCACUCCUGGCCUUGCAGUGGGGACUUCUGAGUACGCCCCAGGAAAAAUGAGCCUGCUUGUCUUCACACCCCUUCUCCGGACAGCAACUGACUUCAGUUCAGUUCCAGCCUGAACUUCAGGCUGACUGGAACCCUGGCCCCCAGAACAUCCCUCUGAGGCCUUCCACCCUGCUUUGUAGAACCAGCAAACGGUGCUGUCCUUGUCUCUACUGCUCAUGGUACCACUCUUGUGGACCUUGAGACAUAUGUGUCCUGGGGACUGAGAAGGGGAAUGAAUAAAAUUUUGAAAGGCUCA
This is a messenger RNA of Cricetulus griseus (Chinese hamster), 1345 nucleotides long. Lineage: Eukaryota; Metazoa; Chordata; Mammalia; Rodentia; Cricetidae. The record is from RefSeq and is a predicted model, not a curated record.